Malassezia japonica is the source of this 471-nucleotide messenger RNA. It is a transcript of the gene RPB4, whose product is annotated as RNA polymerase B. The coding region runs from base 1 to 471 and encodes 156 amino acids. The transcript has 3 exons. Lineage: Eukaryota; Fungi; Basidiomycota; Malasseziomycetes; Malasseziales; Malasseziaceae. The record is from RefSeq and is a predicted model, not a curated record. Gene Ontology annotation, biological process: transcription initiation at RNA polymerase II promoter. Gene Ontology annotation, cellular component: RNA polymerase II, core complex. Gene Ontology annotation, molecular function: nucleotide binding; translation initiation factor binding.
AUGGCGCAGCCGGCCUUCCAGCGGCGCCGCCGCGGCAAUGCGGAAGUCGAAGACGCGAGCCAAGGCAAGCUUGGCCCCGAGUUCCAGGACGCGGGGUGUCUGCUCAUUUCCGAGGUGCACCUCUUCUUUUCGCGCCCCGGCGAGAUGACCGGCGAGCGCGAGGCGGGCGCUUCGGGCGUCGCCCAAAAGACCAAGGAGUACGUCGACGAAUUCAGUCGGUACAAGGAGCAGUCGACGAUUCGUGAAGUGCGCGCUCUCUUGAUUAAGCACGCCGCGCAGCCGGACCUCGACGGGAGCACCGCAGACGACAAAGGCCUGCAGCUCUCCCAGUUUGAGAUGGCACAGCUGGCGAACCUCGCCAUCUCGGACGUGGACGAGGCACGGACACUCAUUCCUACCCUGGCAAACAAGGAUGACGCACAGCUCGAGUCGCUCCUCAACGAACUCGCAGCGAUCCGCAAGUUUGCCUAG